GUGUCUGUUAUGCAUUUCUUAUUUAAUUCUUUUAAUUUUUGAGAAAUGGUGUAAAAACUCUAUUUAAAAAAGUUACAGGAUCCUGCCAUUCCUCAAACAGUUAAAACCUUGGAUAAAACGGCCGCAGUACAGAAAGAUACAUGUAAAAAAGUGCCUACGAUUACUUCAUCCAAUUAACUCAACAAUUUGGAAUCGGAGAACGAAGGUCCAAAAUGCAAAAGAAUCGCGACUAUGAAGGUGUUCCGCAAGAUGCACCACCGAUUGUGCGGCAGCCACGGGCCACAAUAGGACCGCAAGAGACUUGGAUGAGCAUUCCUAUCGGCAUACCUAACUGUCCAACAGGUUUAGAGUACUUAACGGCUGUCGACCAGCUGCUUGUAAAGCAACAAGUGGAUUUGGUGGAAGUAUUUUUUGGCUGUGAAAUGAAAAACAAAUCAAAAAUAAAAAACUCUUCUGGCGAAAAUGUAUAUUUAGCUGUCGAGGACACUCAUUGCUUGACCAGAAAUUUGUGCGGCUCCUGCCGUCCAUUCGAUAUACAAGUGCUUGAUAACUUCCAAAAUGAAGUCCUGCACAUAUACAGACCAUUGCGUUGUGAAUCCUGUUGCUUUCCGUGUUGUUUGCAGACUUUGGAGGUAUCUUCGCCGCCGGGAACGGUAAUUGGUAGCGUAGAACAAGAGUGGUCCCUUCUUCGUCCUUUGUACUUAAUCAAGAAUGCUUAUGGCGAGAAUGUGUUGCGUAUUCGCGGACCACGCUGCACUUUCAAGUGCUGCGCUAACGUAGAGUUUGACAUUUUUGCAAUGAAUGGCGAAAAAAUUGGAAAAAUCGCAAAGCAGUGGAGAGGCAUUAACAAGGAAGUUUUCACGGAUGCUGAUUAUUUUGGCGCCAAGUUUCCCAUGGAUUUGGACGUCCGCAUGAAAGCUGUGGUUUUAGCUGCAACAUUUUUAAUUGACAUGGUGCAUUUUGAAUAUUAAAUCAAUGCUCAAAUAAUUUUUUUCUUAGCCAGUACAACAGGUAUUGCUACGUCCUACGCCUAAAAGGAUUUACAAACUUGUAUACUCAACGCGCACAUUACUGAAUUUUCGCUUAUGCUCUUGUUGAUUUUCAAGCAAACAAAGUACUUAUGAAAUCAACCUUUUCACAACCAAGACACCGAAUACGCCUUUUUAUAACAACUUGACUAAAUAUUUUUCUAGUAAUAUUUACAAUAUGAUAGGACUAAGAUCAUUUUUAUUGCAAGCAUUUUUUAAGUACAUGCAUACAUUUUUUAUAUUGCUACUUAAGAUCUUCAUUUAAUGAACGAUUAAGAAAUUUGCAAUA
Messenger RNA from Rhagoletis zephyria (snowberry fruit fly), 1317 nucleotides. Its product is annotated as phospholipid scramblase 2-like. Gene Ontology annotation, molecular function: phospholipid scramblase activity. Gene Ontology annotation, biological process: plasma membrane phospholipid scrambling. Gene Ontology annotation, cellular component: plasma membrane. NCBI's taxonomy places the organism in Eukaryota, Metazoa, Arthropoda, Insecta, Diptera, Tephritidae. The record is from RefSeq and is a predicted model, not a curated record.